UUCUCAGAAGAAGAUUAGUUUCAUGUCCUGUCCUUGACUCGUGUCAAAAUGUUAUUAAAAAAAUCAGAAAUGUCAACCAUAUAAACAUAAACAAUAACAUGAACUCAACAAAUAGUAUCUAAUGUUAUUAAUCACUGCUGAAUUAUUCAUAAUAAAUGGAACGUAAAACACAGAUUCCAGCGUUAUCUCUUAGAUAGGUAAUCGCCUAGUUAUUUAUUGCUUGUUUACCAUCAAUUUAAUUCAGUACAACCGAAAAUGUUCCUGUUACUUGCACUUUUCUCCAUCUGUAUCAACUUCAUCAAUGCUGAUAUACUGUAUUAUCAGCCAGAACAAAUUCACAUAGCGUACGGUGAUAAUAUUUAUGAAAUAGUGGUUACCUGGUCCACAUUCAAUGGCACAGAAAAAUCUUCUGUUGAAUAUGGAAUUGGGGGGUUGAUUCUGAGGGAAGAGGGUACUUCUAAGCUGUUUGUGGAUGGGGGUGCUGCCAAACAUUCUCAGUACAUACACAGGGUUACACUGAAGAAUCUAACACCAGAUAGCAGAUAUGUGUAUCAUUGUGGUAGUGACCAAGGCUGGUCGAAUUUAUUUUAUUUCAAAACAGCACCUGACAGAGCUGACUGGCAGCCACAUUUAGCUAUCUAUGGGGACAUGGGCAAUGAAAAUGCUCAGUCUCUUGUUAGAUUACAGGAGGAGACACAAAGGGGGAUGUAUGAUGCUAUUUUGCAUGUUGGAGAUUUUGCCUAUGAUAUGGAUUCUAACAAUGCAGAAGUGGGAGAUGCUUUCAUGAGACAAAUCGAAUCAAUUGCAGCUUACGUCCCGUAUAUGACUUGCCCAGGCAAUCACGAGGAAUCCUACAACUUCAGCAAUUACCGCGAAAGAUUCAGCAUGCCAGGCGGCACGGAAUCUUAUAUGUACAGCAUCAACAUAGGCCCCUUGCACGUCAUCUCGAUAUCCACGGAACUUUACUAUUUCCUCAACUACGGCAUCAAACCUCUCGUAUUCCAAUACGAGUGGCUGGAAAACGAUCUGAUAACCGCCAACUUACCCGAAAAUCGAGAAAAACAACCCUGGAUCAUCGUCAUGGGACACAGACCCAUGUACUGCUCAAACACCGACCUCGACGACUGCACUCACCACGAGACCCUCACCAGGGUGGGCCUGCCCUUUUUGCACUUCUUCGGCCUCGAAGACCUCCUCUACAACUACGGCGUCGACCUCGAGAUCUGGGCGCACGAGCAUUCGUACGAACGCCUAUGGCCCAUAUAUAAUUACGUCGUGUAUAAUGGUAGUUAUGAGCGGCCAUAUGUUAAUCCUGGGGCUCCCGUCCAGUUCACUACGGGCUCAGCGGGAUGCAAAGAGGGCAGAGACAAUUUUGUGAAACCCACCCCAGCCUGGUCCGCGUUCAGAAGUAGCGACUACGGCUACACCAGACUGAAAGCCUACAACGCCACCCACUUGCACCUCGAGCAGGUUUCGGAUGACAAGAGUGGCGCUGUCAUCGACGCCUUCUGGCUGGUCAAGGACGUCCAUGGGCCGUACGCCAGGUCGAAGAUGGACUGGGGCAAGGUGGACGAAAUGCGGCUGAAUAAUUUCAAAGGUUGAUUUUUGUAUCUUGCCUGUGUCUAGCCAUUUUCCAGUAUUGAUAAUAGUUGAAUGGCACAGUAGGAAAAUCGAGGAGAAGCAACACAAUAGAUCCAGGAAGAUAUUGAACUAUUUAGUUUUAGGUCUUAGAUCACUCUUUAGAUAUUCACUUUGUGAGUGUUAUUGAGCAAAACAACAAACAUCAACUUGUUACCAAAGAAGAAAUAAAGAUAAUCUUGAAAAAUCAAAUGGAG
Phaedon cochleariae (mustard beetle) is the source of this 1835-nucleotide messenger RNA. The record is from the annotation of a GenBank genome assembly. NCBI's taxonomy places the organism in Eukaryota, Metazoa, Arthropoda, Insecta, Coleoptera, Chrysomelidae.